Molecule: messenger RNA, 1100 nt
Organism: Anastrepha obliqua
Lineage: Eukaryota; Metazoa; Arthropoda; Insecta; Diptera; Tephritidae
Exons: 4
Coding region: 1-954 (317 amino acids)
Source: RefSeq, a predicted model, not a curated record
AUGCAGUCGCUUAUGAGUGGUAUGAAUGCUUCAGAAGAGAUGGCCACCUUUGUGAAAGUUCUGUUAGUUGUGUGCUUUUGUUGCCAACAUUUAUGGAUUACUAAAGGCGCCACUCUCUCUUCCUUACGUAUAAACCAUGCAGGCAAGACACAGCAAAGAAAUACUGAAUAUUUACCACCUCAUACAACUGAAAACUAUGCUGAGAAGCCCAAUUAUUACACAUCCAAUACUGUGCGCCAAUCCACAUACCAGUCACAGCAGGUCAACAAAGUGUCUCAUCCCUUAAUGCAUUUCACCAGCAGAAACCUAAGCAACGCGCAACAAUCUCACACAAAACUCUAUACGUCGUACGCUGCGCCUGCAUCUGGCUUAGCGCCUUUCCCAUACUCCGCGCCGCAACGAACCAAUCAAGGGUCGUUGCCCACACUUUAUCCGAAGUCCUUGGGGGGCCAACUUACAUCAGCUGCAGCAUCACAGUCUCAAGAACUGGAAUGGCAGCAACAACAACAACAACAACAUCAACAAUAUGCAGAUAUACCAAAACAUUUAAUUGAUCUGCCACUCGCCAAUGCACCGUUGCUCAUGAUCGAAGAGCCCACAGCCUCGCUAUUGACGCCCAGUCAAAAUAUCACAUUGGAGGCGGCGCGCAUUUUGGCAUCAACGCUGCUGGAGGCGAACGGCGAAGCACCAUUGGAAACACCCGGCCUUGCGCCGCUCUCCAAUCCAAAUGCCUUGGACCUGCCAAAUAGUCUCAAUAGCACCGAUGUUUUCAUUGUGAAAUCGCAAAAGAACGCCUACAUCAUACCAACGCCGCUGGCCAAAGAUGCGAGGAAUCCGGCAAACGUACGAGCGCUCUAUCAAAUGCGCGAUCAAUUGGAUAAGGCUUAUACUAUAAAUCAGUUUAUUUUCAUUAUAAAACCAGAACGAAUUAACUUCCUAAAUAAAUUGGUUUGAUGCGGAGGCGCUGAUUUGAUGAAUUGUUGUUGAGCAGACGACUGAUUUUUUUUGGGUGUCAUAUACAUUAUGAGUAUUAUUGUUUUUGUUUUUUGUUUAUUUAGUGUUGUUGUUAGUUUAUACGAAUAUAGUAUUUAGUUAGUUUA